Messenger RNA from Bombyx mori (domestic silkworm), 3858 nucleotides. RefSeq names its product 52 kDa repressor of the inhibitor of the protein kinase. Bases 1176 to 3836 code for a protein of 886 amino acids. The record is from RefSeq and is a predicted model, not a curated record. Gene Ontology annotation, molecular function: protein dimerization activity. The transcript has 2 exons. Lineage: Eukaryota; Metazoa; Arthropoda; Insecta; Lepidoptera; Bombycidae.
AGGUGGACCACAUAUUGAACAUAAUGAUUUUAGGACACAAUAUAUUGUUGCUCCUUAAUUAAUUUAAUAUAUUAAAAUAACUUUGUAUGAUGGCAAAUGUUUGGGAACGAACGCAUCGAAAAUUUGAAUUUUACCGCGCCACACUCGCGCGCGCUUGUCGACUACGUAACGUCUAGCUAGGCCUAACCUCAAAUUGAAUCCUAACCUCAAUCGGAAUCGUAACGACUAAACUUCAACAUAUUAUUAUCAUAACAUAGUUCUAAGUUAAAAAACUAAAAUUUCUUUCUAGCUUUAAUGUGCUUAUAAGUGUACCUUUAUAAGCAUUCUUAAAAAUUGUUACUGUAAAUUCAUUAAUUACAAGAAAUGGUAAGUAAUCAGUUUCUCAUUAUCCCAGUGUGUGUGUUUUAACUUAAAUGUUAUUGUUGUUAAUGCUCAUAAAGUACCUCAUAGGUAGAUAUUUAGGUACCUACUUACUGAAAGAGUCCUGCGUGACUUAUGUACCUACUUAUAUAUUUUUUUUUGGACGAGAGAGAUUGAAGAGCAUAAGGUUACUGACCCAACCUAAUAAAAUCUUAGAUAAAUUCACACAAUGAAAUCAAGUGUAUCGUAGUGACCACAUUGAUUUUAAUGCUUUUAAAAAUAAAAUAAGAGAGCAACCUACAGAAUGAGUAUAGAAUGCAUAAACUUAAAAAUAAUCUUCGUUAAAGUUUUUAAAAGCACCUAGCGAAAACUUCGAUACAAACUAUUGCGCGACACAAAAACAUUGCGCUUCAUUAACAGGCAUGCAUUUACAACAAGUAAAUAGUAAUCUACCUACCUACUACUUUUUACUUUAUUUGUAUAUUACAGAUUUUUAAAAACUAUAAAAUUUAGAGAACCUGAAAUUGUUUUGCUUGUUUAACACUAUACUUACCUAAAGUAAGUAAGUAUUACCUAUUUGACGUAAGUACCUACCGAGGUAAUAAAAAAUCGUGUAGGGGCCUAAACUUAAGUAAGGUCUUUAUGGAAAAUGCAGUGGACUGUGAAACUACCUAUAUUAUUAUGUUUUAUGUACUUAUAGCUUAUAUGUUUACAAAAGUUUGUUGUCUGAUGUGGGGUGUGAAAUUUGCGUAGUUUUGCUUUGUUUGUGAGGUAAUGCGCCACCAGCCUGUACUAUAGCGAAUGUGGGUGUUUUUAUGUAUAUAUAUUUAAUAUGUAUUUUCAACAGUCUGUUGUCUGUUGUGGGGUGUGAAAUUUGCAUGGUGAAAUUUGCAUGGUUUUGCUUACAGGGUGAUUCUAAGGGAAAAGGAGAUGGUACUAGUGGAUUGAAACGUUCAUUAAAAAAAAUAGAUUCAUUUUUCCCAAAGAAACCAAGGCUUGAGAUUGCUCACUCGAAAAAUUCAUCUACAACAACUAUAGAAGAAAAUAAUUGUAUUGCCGAUGCUUCUGCUUCUACAGCUACAUUGCUUACAUUAACCAUAGGUGAAGAAAAAACAUGCUUUCCUGUUACUAACGAUAUUCAGCCUACAAUAUGUACAUCGACUUCUGAUUCUCAUCAUAUAAAGACUUCACUUUCUCAACCAAAGUUUGCUUCAGAUAUUGCUUGUUAUAUAGGGAAAAAUAUAGAUGAUUCAACCAAAGCUAUGUUGCUUGAAAAGCAUUGGCAGCCUCCUAAUUCUAAUUAUACUUUCCCGCAUUGUGUUGUUAAUAAAAAAGGAAAACAAACAAAAAAAUAUGCUCAGAAGUCUCACCUUGACAAGUUUCACUGGCUUGUUUUGUCGCAUAAAGACCAGGGUCUUUACUGCAAGUACUGUGCUUUGUUUGUUGUAGCUCUUGGAGGUGGUAUACAGACAAAAACACCUUUACGUCGACUCGUAAAAGAACCAUUAAAAGCUUUCGACAAUUUGCUAGGUGAAAAUGGUGUUCUGCUAACACACCAGCGAAACAAAUACCACGAAUUAGCUGUCGAAGCAGGGAAGAACUUUUUAUUGAGUUUUCAUAAACCGGAAAUUAACGUAAUGAACCAAGUAAAUAGUCAAAGACUGAAACAAAUAAAUGAAAAUAGAGAACGUUUGCGACCAAUAGUAAAAACUAUAAUAUUUUGUGGCCAUCAAAAUAUAUCAUUACGUGGCCAUCGCGACGAUGGUAAAUUGCAGAACUAUGAUAGUGACGACAGCGUAGUAGCCGAUGAAGGGAAUUUUAGAGCCCUUUUAAAAUUCCGUAUUGACUCCGGCGAUAUUACAUUGCAGCAACAUUUAGAAUCUUCAAAAUCCAACGCCACGUACAUCAGCAAGACUGUACAAAAUGAGUUGAUAGAUGUUUGCGCAGAAAUCAUCCAGGAAAACAUUUUACAGAAUGUGCGGGAAGCUAAAUAUUUUUCAAUUUUGUUCGAUGAAACAACAGAUAUAUCACAUAUUUCACAGCUGAGCCUAUCAUUCCGAUAUUUGCAUGAUGGUAUUAUUAAGGAACAUUUUGUGACUUUUUGUGAUACCUACGAUGCUCUCAGACGUGAAGACAACAAGAAAGAUAUAGAGCCUCGAUUGACAGGUGUAGCAUUGGCGAAAAUCGUUCAAUAUCUGUGUACCAAAUUUAACUUAGAUUUAUCUUGGUGUGUGGGUAUUGGAACUGACAGUUGCUCGGUUAUGGCAUCAGAUACAAAAGGUGCAGUGCAAGAAUUGAUGAAAAUAGCCAUUCAUGCUAAACGUUGCCCGUGCAACAACCAUGUGCUCAAUAACUCAUUGGCAAGAUCAUCCAAAGUAGUUUCCUGUCGCAAUACAUCUGGCACAAUGAGAAAAGUUGUGGCAUUUGCCAAUGCAUCCGCUAAGAGGCAUGAAAUUUUUAAAAUAGAACUCGGAGCUGCCAUGCAAGGUAUUUGUGAGACACGUUGGGUAGAGAGGCAUGAUGGGCAUCUUCAAUUUCAAGGAGACAACUUAAUAAAAAUUUGUAGCGCUCUGGAGAAGAUUUCUGCCUGGCAAGACAAUAAAACUGCUAAUGAUGCGCAUUGCUUGCUGCAAACAUUGCGCAGUUCUGACUUUAUUAUAUGCUCCAUCUGUUUAAGUGAUGUAUUAUGUACUACUGUAUCUUUAAGCAGAAUAUUGCAAUCGAACUCAAUUGAUUUAAAAAAAGCUACGAACGCUAUUAAUGAUACUUUAAGUGUGUUACAAAAUAAAAGAGAAAAUGUGGACGUAAUCUUUCAUCAGCUUUUUGAAGAGGCUAAAGAAGUAGCUGAGCAGCUAGAUAUAGAAAUUAAAUGCCCCAGAAUAGUAUCAAAACAAAUACAUAGGGCCAAUAAUCAACCUGCUCAAUCUACUGAAGAGUAUUUCCGCAGAGCUAUAUACAUCCCACUUCUAGAUUCAAUAAUAAGUGAUCUCCAGGACCGCCUGUCUCCUGAUGUACUCAAUUUGUUUCAGCUAUGCGUUUUCAUGCCAAAAAGCGAAUAUAGUAAUGAAGACAUUGAAACUGUGAAACAACUAGCUACCGACUAUACAUUAUUACUAGAUAACACUCCAGUUUCUGUCAUUGUAAAUGAAUAUCGGCUUUGGAUGAUGAAGUGGCAGCGGAGCCAGGACAUACCGCAGUCGAUUUCUGAUCUUAUUUUAAAUUGUGACAUCGAUAUGUAUCCUAAUAUAAGAAUUUUUUUAUGUAUUAUGGCUACACUACCUGUCAGUGUAGCGACAGCAGAAAGGUCUUUCUCUACGUUGCGAAGACUUAAAUCGUGGCUAAGAUCUUCAAUGGUUGAAGAUCGUCUAACCGGACUGGCACUUCUCCACGUACAUAAAAACGUACCCAUUGACGUAAAUGACGUAAUAACGCGUUUCGGGAGAAGAAGUAAAAGAAAAAUUGAUUUUGUUCUUUAAAUAUAUGUAUUUUGUCUGUUUC